Messenger RNA from Adelges cooleyi (spruce gall adelgid), 1689 nucleotides. RefSeq names its product WD repeat and FYVE domain-containing protein 2 (gene Wdfy2). The transcript is spliced from 7 exons. Lineage: Eukaryota; Metazoa; Arthropoda; Insecta; Hemiptera; Adelgidae. The record is from RefSeq and is a predicted model, not a curated record. Gene Ontology annotation, molecular function: metal ion binding; protein binding. The coding region runs from base 182 to 1417 and encodes 411 amino acids.
ACACAUUGAUAAACCUCCGGGUUUUCUAAAGCUUGAGAGUUGAGACUUCGGGAGUUGAGCGCGAUAUUGUUGUAAUUUGUAAGUGUUAUUUGUUUGUAUCAUAAUCCAUAAAGCGGUAAGCCAUUCGAAAAUAAUAAGGGAUUCUGGAUAUUUUGUAAGGUGGCCGACCUUUUUAGUCAAAAUGGCUGCACAAAUAAAACCCGGGCCGAGUUCGAACAACGAUAAGUUUAAUUCUAAUCGAAAACCAGUACUACUGGCCAAACUUGAAGGAUGUAGUGACAGUGUGAACAAAGCCAUUUUAAUUCCAGAAACUGACGGAGUCAUAAGCGUUUCCAGUGAUCGUACUGUAAGGGUAUGGCUAAAAAGAGAUUCAGGACAGUACUGGCCAAGUAUUUGUAAUUAUUUACCGUCACCUGCAGUCGAUUUAUUCUACAGAUCAACUACUAGACAAUUAUUUAUUGGACAAGAAAAUGGUACCAUAUCAGAAUACAUACUAGAAGAGGACUUCAAUCGCAUGGAGCCCAUUGGCGACAUCUUAGCUCACCACGGCCGUUUAACUGGUAUAAUUUGGACAGAAGUAGCUAUUGAUGGGACAUUGGAAGAAUGGAUUUUGAGUACUGCUCGUGAUAAACGUUUCCAAUAUCACAAUGCCAAGAACGGUAACCCAAUCGGUCCGCCCUUUGUUUCUACCUCAUGGUGUACAUCGUUAGAAUAUGAUCCGGAAUCUGCUCAUGCUUUUGUCGGAGAUUAUUCAGGAAAUAUUACCAUGCUUAACAUAAAAUCUGAUGGUUUGAAAGUAGUAACUACAUUAACUGGCCAUACUGCUAGUGUUGAAAUGCUUAUUUGGGAUUCAUCAUCAAGACGUUUGUUUUCAGCCGGACAUGAUCGUUUAAUAAUAAUAUGGGAUAUUGGAGGAGGCCAAGGCACUGCCUAUGAGUUGCAUGGCCAUACCAAUAGAGUUACAUCAUUGGCAUUCGUUUUGCCAAAAAAUCUAUUAAUAUCUGCUGGUGAAGAUUCAGUCAUGGUGUUUUGGGAUCUAAAUGCUCAAAGAAAAGAAACACCACCAUGGACUGAGUCGGAUAAUUGUGAAUCUUGUAGUCGACCAUUUUUGUGGAAUAUCAGUGGAAUAUUUGAACGCAAACAAUUUGGCUCGAGACAACAUCAUUGCAGAUCGUGUGGUCGCGCCCUUUGCGAUAAAUGCAGCCAAGAACAAUCUACUAUUCCGUCCAUGGGAUUCGAGCUUCCUGUACGAGUCUGUAAAUUCUGUAGCACUAAUAUAGAUCAUACACCAAUGGCUACAUUCCAUGACGCUAAACAUAGUGUAGUUACAAUGACGUUAGAUUUACAACGAAAAUGUGUUGUUACCAUUGGUCAAGAUCGAAUUAUUAAAAUCUGGGAUGUGUCAGCUUUUAUUUAAAAAAAAAAAAUAUAUCUUAAUAAAAAUGCCUAUAAUAAUUACUUUAGUCAUGUAUAUGAAUAAAUUAUAUUUUAUACUUAGUAUUGAUAAAGGUGAUUAUUCUGUCAUCAAAUAAAAACUAAGUCUUAUGUUGUCAAAUAUUCUACCUAUAUAAUACUAUAUUUAAUAAUUUAUACUUAUUUAUUUAUUAAUAUUACAUAUUAAAUCAAGUAUUUUAUAAUCAUUAAUAAGUGUGUAUUACUUUUUUUUAAAUUCAAAUUAUUGUUGAAAAA